AUGUCAUCAGAGGCAAUCGUGGGCACUUGCAUGGAGAUGGAGAAGCAGUACAUCCGACUGCAGUCGAUGCCUGACCCCUCUACUGUUCGCCCUGAACGCGUUCUCGUGAAAUGGGCUGAAAGGCUCAAGGUGAAGUACGACACGGACGAGGCUGACUGGGAGUGGAUUUCGGACCAGUUCAAGGCGAUCAGGCAAGAUAUGGUCAUCCAACACAUCAGGAACGCAAACUCGGUGCUGGUAUACGAGUCCAACGGGCGGCUGGCGAUGCUGGAGCACGACUUCGGUGAGUUUUAUAAGAUCCAGAGUUACUUGAUGGGGCUGUACGCGGACACGCGAGCAAAGGAGAAUGAGGCGGAGUUUAUGGCGUACAGGCUCUUCUACUGGAUGAUGCAGAACAACACAGUGGACAUGGUGAAGGACAUUCGAAACAUGCCGAUGGAGCUCAAGACACAUCCUUACGUCUCUCACGCGCUCAGCUUGCACCGAGCUCUAGAGCUCUCGGAUUACGUCUCCUUCUUCCGCCUGUUCGCCAAGACGCCAAACCAUGGAAAGUGCAUCGUGUGCAUAUUGCGCGACAGGAUGAGGAGCAGAGCUCUGCGCGUGAUCCUCCGCUCCUACAAACCCUCGAUCCCGCUGGACUUCCUGCGAGAUCAGCUUGCGUUCAAGGUCAGAAGUGAGGUAGACGGGCAGAGCUGA
Molecule: messenger RNA, 696 nt
Organism: Guillardia theta CCMP2712
Lineage: Eukaryota; Cryptophyceae; Pyrenomonadales; Geminigeraceae
Exons: 4
Coding region: 1-696 (231 amino acids)
Cellular component (GO): nucleus
Source: RefSeq, a predicted model, not a curated record